UAUCGAAUAUAAAUAGCAAGAAAACUGAAAUAUCCUUUAAAUUUUUCAAAUAUGCCAUUAAAUUGAUUCACUAGUAUUAAUUUUAUAAAACUUUGAACAAUUUUAUUGUAUCAAUUUAAGUUGGAAAUUUUAUAGAUUAUCAAACACAUAUAUUAAUUGAAAUUUCGCAAUAAUUACCCCUCAAUUUAUUACAUAGUAAAUAAAGUUAAUCAAUUGCAUUCAAAUUUUAAAUAAAAAUGGCCAUUGCAGAAGCUCUAACUCAACCAGUUAAAGAUCAAUUAGAUAAAAUAGUUAAAACAGGUGGUAGUGAAGCUUCAUCUCCAAAGAAAGGUGGUAUCGAAUUAUUUUCUCCACAAUAUUAUGCAGCUUGUACAUUUGGUGGGAUCAUCGCUUGUGGACCAACCCAUUCCGCUGUAACUCCAUUAGAUUUAGUUAAAUGUCGUAGACAAGUCAAUCCACAUUUAUACAAAUCUAAUGUUCAAGGUUGGUCAACUAUUUUAAAAACUCAAGGUGAUUCAAUUUUUACAGGUCUUGGUGCAACAUUUAUUGGUUAUUCAUUGCAAGGGGCUGGUAAAUAUGGAUUUUAUGAAUUCUUUAAAAAGACUUAUUCAGAUUUAGUUGGUCCAACUAAUGCUAAGAAGUAUAAUACUGGGGUAUUUUUAGCUGCCUCUGCUAGUGCUGAAUUCUUAGCUGAUAUUUUCUUAUGUCCAUUUGAAACUAUAAAAGUUAGAACUCAAACAAGUAUUCCACCUUAUGCCAAAACUGUUUUCCAAGGUUGGUCAAAAGUUGUAGCUACUGAAGGAUUUGGAGGUUUUUAUAAUGGGUUAGUUCCUUUAUGGGCUAGACAAAUUCCAUAUACUAUGGUUAAAUUUGCUUCAUUUGAAAAAACUGUAGAAGCUAUAUAUAAAUACUUGGGUAAACCUGUAAGUUCAUAUUCUCCAAUACAACAAACUGGAGUAUCAUUCUUAGGUGGUUAUAUUGCUGGUAUAUUCUGUGCUAUAGUUUCUCAUCCUGCUGAUGUUAUGGUUUCUAAAAUUAAUUCAGAUAAGAAAGCUACUGAAUCAGUUGGACAAGCCUUAGGAAGAAUAUAUGGUGAAAUCGGAUUUAAAGGGGUUUGGAAUGGUUUACCUGUUAGAAUUUUAAUGAUUGGUACAUUAACUGGAUUCCAAUGGUUAAUUUAUGAUUCCUUUAAAGUUUAUGUUGGAUUACCAACUACUGGUCAUUAGUCUAAAUUGAUAAAUCUCAACAUUUAAUGACAUCUGUAUUUGCAUAUAUCAACUGUUUUAUACUACUUCUUCUAUAUAUGGAAAUUUUUAUUUUGCUACAUCUUUAAUAUUUUGAUAAAUUUAUGACGAAUCAUUCUUUAAAGCU
Molecule: messenger RNA, 1371 nt
Organism: Scheffersomyces amazonensis
Lineage: Eukaryota; Fungi; Ascomycota; Pichiomycetes; Serinales; Debaryomycetaceae
Product: Cu/Pi carrier
Exons: 1
Coding region: 237-1226 (329 amino acids)
Biological process (GO): mitochondrial phosphate ion transmembrane transport
Cellular component (GO): mitochondrial inner membrane
Molecular function (GO): phosphate transmembrane transporter activity
Source: RefSeq, a predicted model, not a curated record